Molecule: messenger RNA, 1251 nt
Organism: Nannizzia gypsea CBS 118893
Lineage: Eukaryota; Fungi; Ascomycota; Eurotiomycetes; Onygenales; Arthrodermataceae
Exons: 5
Coding region: 1-1251 (416 amino acids)
Source: RefSeq, a predicted model, not a curated record
AUGCUGCCAUCCACCCCGGCCGAGGUGGCUGCGGCCAUGGAAGCUGGUCGCAAGGCCACGAUCGAGAUAUGGACACUCUUUGGAAUCGGCUUCACGGCGACGAUGCUGCGAAUCUAUGCACGAAUACACGCUGUCGGCGUCAGAAACCUGCGGCCAGACGACUUUCUGGUAUUAGUAGCUUUGGUGUUGUACGCAGCGCAGUCGACGCUGGGCUACCAUGUCGGCACAGAGGCCCAUGGGCUGGCCAACAACUUCAUGCUGGACUCGCAGCGAGCGGCCCUGCCGGUCAACAGCAUAGAAUACAAGUUUAGGGUCAUCGGGUCGAAGAUUCAGGUAGCCGGCUGGACGACGUACACUCUGCUCAUCUCGAUGCUCAAGUUCUCGAUGCUGGCAUUCUAUAUCAGACUGACCGAGGGCGUCGGCGGGACGUACCGCACGCAGAUCUAUAUCGGCUUUGGCCUCGUAGCAGGUACCUGUAUGGCAUCGCUGCUCACCAUCUUCCUGGCCUGCAGGCCCUUCCACCAGUACUGGCAGAUAUAUCCGAACCCAGGCAAUGCAUGCCAGCCUGCAGUCUCCAAGCCGGUCGUCUGGGUCUCGUUUACGGCCAACAUUAUUACUGACAUCUACCUGAUACUGAUCCCCCUGCCCAUGCUGUGGCGGUCGACCCUGCGUACGAUCAAGAAGAUUGCAGCCAGCAUCGUGCUUGGUGCAGGUAUCUUUGUGCUUGUCUGUGCCUGUCUCAAGAGCAUCUUCGUCCUCGUAAACCCUGUGAAUGGCGCACAGCUUGCUGGCGCAUGGGGAGUGCGAGAAGCCUUCGUCGCCGUCAUGGUGACCAACCUGCCCAUGAUCUUCCCUCUCAUCCGUGCCAUGCUCUCUCCGUGGUUUUCCAAGCUCUUUUCCACCCAGAAGAAAUCCGGUUACAAGUCUCCGGGGUUUCAGACCAUCGGCGGCACCCCCCACGGCGGCAACUCGUCCUACGUCAACCACAACAGCCGGAGUAAGGGCCGUCGACAGCCCCAGAGUGACCUCACCACCAGCUUCACCCUCAACGGCAGCGACGAGCGCAUAGUACACAGCCACGUCAAGAUGCAGGACCUCAAGUCCUUUGGCUCUAUGGACCACGAGCACCCCGAACCCCCACCAGCUCGAGGUAUCAUGAUCUCCAACUCCGUCGAGGUCAUGCACGAAGAUAGAGGUAGUUUACACGACGAAGAACAGCAGCGUGUGGAGAAUGUCCGUGAAGUCUGGUAA